Syzygium oleosum is the source of this 3722-nucleotide messenger RNA. RefSeq names its product cation/H(+) antiporter 15-like. The transcript has 3 exons. Gene Ontology annotation, molecular function: antiporter activity. The coding region runs from base 614 to 3103 and encodes 829 amino acids. Lineage: Eukaryota; Viridiplantae; Streptophyta; Magnoliopsida; Myrtales; Myrtaceae. Gene Ontology annotation, cellular component: endomembrane system; membrane. The record is from RefSeq and is a predicted model, not a curated record. Gene Ontology annotation, biological process: proton transmembrane transport; regulation of pH.
CGUUGCAGCUUGCGAGUGUUUAACCCAAGCUGGGCUGGCAAAAACCCGAAACAAAAUCGACCGAUAUUAGUAUCAAGAACACGUCGCCUCGCCUCUCAAAGUUUGCGUCGAUGUUAUGAGCCUUCCCUCUUAAUUUUCAUGGCUAACCUGAAAGUCAUAUGCGGAGUUGUUCCCGUGCGAAUCGUGGGUCGGUUUUGCUAGUGACCCACCCGUGUUCCAGCGGACAAUAAUAGCUAGAUCAACCCGAAUCACAGCCCCACACGACGCCGGAUAGCAAACCGAAUAACCCAUUGGACAGUUUUAGCUAAAAUUUAGCACAAACAAUCAACUGAUCCUCAACAAAAAGUUUCUAGACCAACGUCCCUGUAAGAGCCGUACAAGGUACAAGGAAGAAGAGAGCCAUCGACACUGCUUUAGCAGUUGCGAAGGCCACCCAGAAAAAAACUCACAGCCUCUCAAACCAAACUCCUAUCAGUUAUUGAUCUCUUUCUCUCCUUUGCUCGUCCUUACUUUUUUCUAACUCUGUUCUUUGCCCUGUUAACUUGAGCUCCUUGCAGAGAAGCUCUUGCUUCGUCGUCUUCUUUCCUUAGCCGAUUCAAGAUCAUCCGUGAAAAUGGUGCUCGACGAUACUUUCAAGGAUUACAAGGUCAUCGUGAACCCGGAAAGGAAUGAGAUGAAAGUGUGCCCACCUGCUAAUUCGACCAACUCGGAAUGGAGUCCGGAUCCUCUUGCCACCUCUCUUCCCACGCUGUUCCGCCAAAUUCUGGUCAUGCUUGUCAUGAGUGGCUUCGUCUCCGUCCUCCUCAAGCCCCUCCAUCAGCCUCGGUUUGUCGCCGAGAUCAUUGGCGGCAUCCUCAUAGGGCCGACGUUUCUAGGAGAUGGCACUUAUUUCCACGAUCAUUUCCUUCCUUUCGCGAGCGCAACGGUCAUGGAGGCCUUCACCACCUUGGGUGUCGUCUACUACAUGUUCCUCGUCGGGUUAGAGAUGAACUUGGCUCCUAUACUUCGAAUCCAGAGGAAAUCCAUAAGCAUCGCCCUGGCUGGGAUUCUUGUCCCGCUCGCCAUAGGAUUUGGCUCGUAUUUCUUGAUUGUCCCGGAAGCUGAAGAGACGGACAAGAAGUGGUUGAGGCAAAGGGGUGCCUUCGUGUGGGGCAUCGCCCUCACGGCCACGAACUUACCCGAUGUCACGCGGAUUCUGUCCGACUUCAAGCUCCUGCGCACGGAGACCGGAAGAACGGCGCUGUCUUGUGCCUAUGUGAGCGACAUAGGCACUUGGCUGUUACUCGUUACAGUGAUCACAAUGUCUCACGAUAACGUUUUCUUCAUUGCAAUCUCUACCGUUGUUUUUGUGCUGCUCUGCAUGUACGUGGGCCGUCCGGCUCUCUUGUGGCUCAUCGACCGGACGAUGGAUGGGGAUGAGUACACGGAGUACCAGGUCCAAUUCGUCCUCUGCGGAGUCAUGCUAUGGGGUUUCAUAACAGAUGCAAUAGGAUUGUACUCGAUCUUCGGGUCUUUCAUGUUCGGUUUCAUCCUGCCGAGUGGCCAGCUCGCGACCCUAAUCACGGAGAGGAUCGACAGGGUGACGUCAUGGAUAAUGCUACCACUAUAUUGCCUAUUGAACGGCCUCCGGACCAAUGUUCCCAGUAUGAUACCGAAAGGAAGGACCGGUGCGCACGUGGCGGUCUUCAUAUGCUUGGCUUGGGUCGCCAAGUUCUUGAGCACCCUUCUCAUCUCCAUAUACUACAAAAUGGAAAGACAAGAAUCCGUGACGCUCGGAGUGCUCAUGAACACCAAAGGACUAUUGGCCAUUAUCGUCAUCAACAUUGGGCGGGAUCUGUUGCUUCUGGACAUCGAGUCAUCUGCGGUGAUGGUUAUAGCACUCCUGGUGAUGACAUUCACGGUCCCUCCAAUCAUCAGGCGCACCUACAGAAUUGAAAAGCCUCUGAUGCUGCACAAACGGAGGACCAUCCAGAGCACUGGACUAGAUUCGCCGCUUCAAGUCCUCGCGGGAAUCUACUCGACUCAGAGCAUGCGCGGCAUCGUGAACCUACUGCAGCUCUCUCAUGCUACCAGGGAGUCCCCGAUCAACGUCACGGCCGUCCACCUGGUGGAGCUCACAGAGCACACUUCAGCGGCGAUGCUGGUCGUGCACGAUGCGUACAAGCCAAAUUCCCACAGGGCAAGCGAGGAGAAUGCAAAGGCCGACUCGGAUCAGAUCGUCCAAGCCUUUGAAGACUAUGAAAGGGAAAGCAACAACACGGCGUCCGUCGAAGUUCUGUCUGCUCUGUCGCCCUACGCCACGAUACACGUGGACGUUUGCAGCAUCGCGGAAGACAAGCGAGCUUCAAUCAUAAUCAUACCGUUCCACAUACAGGGAAAGAACAACGACGAAUCCGAGAGCAGCAGUUCUUCCAUCAAAGACGUCAACCAAAAUGUGCUGGCGAGAGCACCGUGCUCCGUAGCUCUGCUGGUCAACCGGGGUCUAGGGAUGUCCAACCACAGACGGCGAGCAUUGUUAGUGUUCUUCGUGUGCGGGCCCGACGAUCGGGAGGCCUUAGCGUAUGCCUGGAGGAUGGCACUCCAGCCUGAGGUUCACUUGACAGUCGUACGGUUCUUCGAAGGGGAAGGCACCAUAGACCGCGCACCGCUGGACUACCCCAAGGACAGCGAAGGGGCUCUUACAGUCUUUGAGGAGCAUGCGAGGCAAAGAGCAAUGGACGAAGAGUACAUAAACGAAUUCAGGUCGAAGACGAUGAACAAUCAGUCCUUCUCUUACAUAGAGGAAGUGGUGAACGACUUGCAUGAAACCCUGACUGCUAUGGGGCAAAUAAUGGAGCGAGAAUCGUAUGAAUUGUGCAUUGUGGGACGAGGGAAACAAAGCACGUCCCCACUCGCGGCCAGCCUGUCGGAAUUGACCGAGUAUCCGGAGUUGGGAGCCUUAGGAGAUGCGAUCGUCACAUCUAAUUUCGCGUUGAACUCGUCUGUUCUGGUAGUGCAGCAGUAUACCAACAAAAUUUCGGGGUUUGAAGCUGGGUCGGGCAGGUUUUUGGGCAACGCCCGUCCAUGGAAAGUCAAGAACUGGCGGCGCAAAGGCACUUGUUAAGCGAAGGGAGAUUGUGAGAACCGGCGGCAAUCGUUUAUUAGCAACACCCAAAGCCGGUCCAGUAUCUCGACUCGUCCAUGGAGAUGCCAUGGCUUCUUUGCUUCCAGCGCUGCACCCCUCGUUGCCCCCAGACACUAGAACAGAUCUGAAAUGGAAACUGGCCAUACCGUGCUUCAAACUGCCUCCAUCCGACGAUGUUGUGUCUGUACCCCAUCUAUACUUUUUGCCAUGGAUUUACGAUCGGGUCGAGACUUAAUAGAAAAACAUACCGUUUCCAUUUAGUUGAUGAGUACAUUUGAAGAGCAGUAAUCCUAGGAAUACGGAUGAUGAUUUACAAAAUGGAUGGAGCUGUCACUAAGAAAAGAGCCCCUACACAUUCAAUGAAACUUAUUUCGAUGGAAGUGUUUCUUCAGGACCAAUGGGGCACCUCUCAGAAACAGAAUAAGAGCCUUAUCAGGAAUGAAGUAAAGACUCUUACACCGUCAGUACAACCCAUUAGAUAUAUAAUUCAAGCUGAGUAAACCUCAACCAUGGGGAGAAAUCAGUACACAAUGUAUCAACAUCUACUAGUACAUCGGAUAGAUUCUACACCACAUGGACUAUCUAUGCUGGAUCAUAA